GCCUGCGCAGUCGCUCUUCAUGCAUUAGACGGACGCCAUGGCGGGGCAAGAGGAUCCGGUGCAGCGGGAGAUUCACCAGGACUGGGCGAACCGGGAGUACAUUGAGGUCAUCACCAGCAGCAUCAAGAAAAUCGCGGACUUUCUCAACUCGUUCGAUAUGUCUUGUCGUUCAAGACUUGCAACACUAAAUGAGAAAUUGACAGCCCUCGAGCGGAGGAUAGAGUACAUUGAAGCACGGGUGACAAAGGGUGAGACGCUCACCUAAAACUGUGCCAUGCUGCUGCUGGGAAGUUGCUUUACGGAACACAGGCCACGUGGGACAGGCCCCAGCAGUCUUCAGCUUCUUCCUCUCUCCUUAAAGAGCAACAGGGCUUAUUCUUGUUUUUCUUUUUUCGGAAAUGUGGCCUUUGGGGGCUGCCAUGUACAUCUGGGGGUGUGAUGUGGCAUGUGGGGAGAAGUCCAAGAACUCUUGGAAACAUUAGGCAUUUUACCUUUUCAGUAACGUUUUAUAAAACUACUUGUCGAGUGUUUGAGGCAUUCAGAGCGAAAAGCCCAGGACUUGGUGAAGGUCUGCCCCACCUCCUCCUCUCUCAGACUUUAAGUCUCUUUGCCUCUGCACUGAUCUUAUAAACAGUCUUUUUCUCCUCCCCACCUUUGGUGGGAGGUGGGGAGAAGUCUGGUUGAGACUCUCGUGCCCUGAUAAAGUGGCUGCCAGAGAAUGUUAUCGCUAACCCACCAGUUUCUCGUCGAUUUGGGGAGGUCAGGGCCAGGCCCCCACUUGACUUGAAGGGACAUUUUCAGAGUUUUCUUUCUGUCACUUGGGGUGUCUAUGCCUCUCAUGUUUCCCUAAUAAACUCCUCAACUUUA
Tupaia belangeri chinensis (Chinese tree shrew) is the source of this 867-nucleotide messenger RNA. It is a transcript of the gene BRK1, whose product is annotated as BRICK1 subunit of SCAR/WAVE actin nucleating complex. Gene Ontology annotation, molecular function: protein-containing complex binding. Gene Ontology annotation, biological process: actin filament organization; regulation of actin polymerization or depolymerization; cell motility. The coding region runs from base 38 to 265 and encodes 75 amino acids. NCBI's taxonomy places the organism in Eukaryota, Metazoa, Chordata, Mammalia, Scandentia, Tupaiidae. Gene Ontology annotation, cellular component: SCAR complex. The transcript has 3 exons. The record is from RefSeq and is a predicted model, not a curated record.